Molecule: messenger RNA, 159 nt
Organism: Boeremia exigua
Lineage: Eukaryota; Fungi; Ascomycota; Dothideomycetes; Pleosporales; Didymellaceae
Exons: 1
Source: RefSeq, a predicted model, not a curated record
AUUAUUAUAAUUAUAGGUAUAGGUAUAGGUAAGAGCCUAAGCUUUAUAUUGCUAGCGCUAACCUCGACUAGUAUAACUAUAGUUAUAGUGCUAAUACUAGCUCUAAAGAAUAAUCUAAAGGACUGCUAUAUUAAAGCUAGGAUCGACUAUAUUAAGUAG